AUGGAACUUAAAUUACAAGGCCCCACAGGAAAUGAUGGACUGCAACCAGAGUUGAUGUAUUUGUCAGUGGGCAGAGUGAAGAGAACAGAGGGGGCUACCAGAGAACAGAGAGGGCUACCAGAGAACAGAGGGGGCUACCAGAGAACAGAGGGGGCUACCAGAGAACAGAGAGGGCUACCAGAGAACAGAGUGGGCUACCAGAGAACAGAGAGGGCUACCAGAGAACAGAGUGGGCUACCAGAGAACAGAGAGGGCUACCAGAGAACAGAGAGGGCUACCAAAGAACAGAGAGGGCUACCAGAGAACAGAGGGGGCUACCAGAGAACAGAGAGGGCUACCAGAGAACAGAGGGGGCUACCAGAGAACAGAGAGGGGCUACUAGAGAACAGAGGGGGCUACCAGAGAACAGAGGGGGCUACCAGAGAACAGAGAGGGCUACCAGAGAACAGAGGGGGCUACCAGAGAACAGAGAGGGCUACCAGAGAACAGAGAGGGCUACCAGAGAACAGAGGGGGCUACCAGAGAACAGAGAGGGCUACCAGAGAACAGAAGGGGCUACCAGAGAACAGAGAGGGGCUACCAGAGAACAGAGAGGGCUACCAGAGAACAGAAGGGGCUACCAGAGAACAGAAGGGGCUACCAGAGAACAGAAGGGGCUACCAGAGAACAGAGGGGCGCUACCAGAGAACAGAGAGGGCUACCAGAGAACAGAAGGGGCUACCAGAGAACAGAGAGGGGCUACCAGAGAACAGAGAGGGGCUACCAGAGAACAGAGAGGGCUACCAGAGAACAGAAGGGGCUACCAGAGAACAGAAGGGGCUACCAGAGAACAGAGAGGGGCUACCAGAGAACAGAGAGGGCUACCAGAGAACAGAAGGGGCUACCAGAGAACAGAGAGGGGCUACCAGAGAACAGAGAGGGCUACCAGAGAACAGAGAGGGCUACCAGAGAACAGAAGGGGCUACCAGAGAACAGAUAGGGGCUACCAGAGAACAGAGAGGGGUGCGUGAGGAACUGAGGAGUGAGAAGAGAAGCAUGAAACAAGUGGGGGGGGGGGCACCUCAGGCAUCACAAGGACUCCCGUGGAGCAUCACAGCCACACAAGUGACAACUCAAGUAACACCUCGUCAAACUCACCCUAACAAGGCACUCAUUCCCCUCACAGUGACUGCCCAUUACUUAACCUCAGGGGCAGGUGGCCCUCCCUCCCCUCCCACAAGCGGGCCCUGA
Procambarus clarkii (red swamp crayfish) is the source of this 1230-nucleotide messenger RNA. NCBI's taxonomy places the organism in Eukaryota, Metazoa, Arthropoda, Malacostraca, Decapoda, Cambaridae. The record is from RefSeq and is a predicted model, not a curated record.